AUGGCCCUCACACCCCUCACCUCCUUGCGCGUCUCCCGUCGCCACAUCCCCGGCUGGACCCAGAUCCCCAACUGCAGCAUCCAGCAGCGCCCGCUGCUCAUCUACCACGGCGCCUUUGGCCCCUCGGCCUCGGCCGACGACAUGGAGUCGCACCUCCGUCGCGUCGGCGUCGUGACCCCCCAGUGGCGACACACCAUGUACGACACAACACAUUUCCACAGCACCACGCACGAGGUCCUGUGCAUCAGCCACGGCCGCGCCCGCCUGCGCUUUGGCGGCGACGGCAACACCGGCCGCUUCGAGCCCGUCGUCGCCCGCGGUGAUGUUGUCGUCGUCCCCGCCGGCGUCGGACACCGCCUGCUCGACGACCUCGAUGGUGGCUUCCUCAUGGUCGGCAGCUACCCCCCCGGCCUCGCCUGGGACAUGUGCUAUGGCGCGCCCGGCGAGGAGCCAAGGCUGCAAGGGAUACGCACCCUUCCUUGGUUCGAGAGGGACCCCGUCUACGGCGACGAUGGGCCCGCGCUCGCCGCCGGUGCGCCGCAGGCUGCUUGA
Hirsutella rhossiliensis is the source of this 552-nucleotide messenger RNA. Its product is annotated as cupin domain-containing protein. The transcript has a single exon. The coding region runs from base 1 to 552 and encodes 183 amino acids. NCBI's taxonomy places the organism in Eukaryota, Fungi, Ascomycota, Sordariomycetes, Hypocreales, Ophiocordycipitaceae. The record is from RefSeq and is a predicted model, not a curated record.